Messenger RNA from Anastrepha obliqua, 2517 nucleotides. It is a transcript of the gene Oseg5, whose product is annotated as intraflagellar transport protein 80 homolog. The record is from RefSeq and is a predicted model, not a curated record. Gene Ontology annotation, biological process: cilium assembly. Gene Ontology annotation, cellular component: intraciliary transport particle B; cilium; centrosome. The coding region runs from base 1 to 2484 and encodes 827 amino acids. Lineage: Eukaryota; Metazoa; Arthropoda; Insecta; Diptera; Tephritidae. Gene Ontology annotation, molecular function: protein binding. The transcript has 9 exons.
AUGCGUCUAAAAACUUAUAUUUGCAAGCGAACCGCCGUGCAUAAUAAUGUGGAUUACCGGCUGCAGAAUUCGGCAACACAAAGAAGUGCAAGUGGACAUAAAGAUACAGGAAAUAAUGAGAAAACCAACAUAUCACCGCUGAGCUGCGUGGAUUGGAGUAGCAAUGAGGAAAUCUAUUUUGUGAGCGAUGACCACCAGAUCUACAAAUGGAGUGUUGUCACUCGCGAUAUGGUAGAAGUGGCCAAGUUACCCGAUGAUUUCAUACCAACCGAUUUGCAUUGGCUACUUUUGGGUGGACGUAACAGUGGCGGUGGCAAAGGUAGUGAUACGCUACUCAUCUGCAGUAACGAUGGUCGCUUUAUCAUUCUGAAUAAAAGCGCGCGGGUAGAGCGAAAUAUUGCCGCACAUAGCGCAGCGAUUAGUACAGGACGUUGGAGCCCAGAUGGCGCUGGACUAUUGACGGCUGGUGAGGAUGGCGUUAUAAAAAUCUGGUCACGCUCCGGCAUGUUACGCUCCACAGUCAUACAAAGCGAUGAACCAAUCAGUUGUGCGCGUUGGGCACCCAAUUCCACCUCAAUUGUUUUCAGCCAGGGUUGUUAUAUGUCCAUCAAACCGCUGGCGGCGAAUAGCAAGUUGACGAGGUGGCGCGCCCAUGAUGGUCUCGUACUCUCACUCACUUGGUCUACACAUUCGAAUAUUAUCGCCUCGGGCGGUGAAGAUUUUCGCUUCAAAAUUUGGGAUACACAAGGCGCUAAUUUGUUCACCAGCUCUGCAGAGGAAUAUGCAAUCACUUCAGUAUGCUUCAACUCUGAAAAAGAUGUGCUCUUGGUGGGCUCUUUCAAUAUGCUAAAGCUGUGCUCCAGCGCUGGUUGGUCCUAUAGCAGCACUCGCUUCAGCGAACCUGUGGUUGGCUCUUUCUACACUAUGUCCUGGUCCUCGGAUGGCACACAGGUGGCUUGUGGCACCUCCACCGGCAAUCUCGUUGUUGGUUAUAUUGUUGAUCGGCAGUUGGUCUCACGUAAUCUGAAGGCUACAACUACAGGCCGCAAAACUAUACUAUUGCAGGACAUUUCGAAUAGUAGCAGCGAUGUUUUGGACUUUCCUGAGCGUGUCAUUAAUUUUGGCUUGGGUUAUGGUCACUUAAUUGUGGCCACAUCGAAUCAAUUACACAUCUACAAUGAAAAGUAUAUCAAUACGCCGAUUAUUAUUGAUGGCAGGACGGAUGUGCGCGUAAUCGAGGUGGGGAAAAAAUUUUUCAUGGUCUUAGAUGCCACUUCGAUUUGGGUCUACACCUACAGUGGACGCCUACAUUUAAAUCCGCGCUAUCCAGGUCUACAAGCACAAAUACCAUUACUUACCUGGCGCGGAGUAUCGCUGGGACUGGAUGUGCUGGCUAUACGCGAUAAUUCGGAUAACACAGUGCUCCACAUCUUCGACCUUGUGCCAGGCGCCUCACGUCAAUACGAUCCGCAUUCGUUACGUGCAAAAACCCAAAUUUCCGAGAUCUCGGCAUGUCGCGCAGGCACAAUCGACGAUCAGUAUGUCGUGCUAAUCGAUAACAAUCGCGAAUUGUAUAUCACAGAGACGCGUAAUUUAAAUGGAAGUGGUAGCGGUGCAGGAGGUGGUGGUGGUGGUGUAGGUGGCGUAAGUGGUUUAAAUGCUGUGGCAGCGGUCGGCAGCAAUGGCAGUGGCAACACAGACCGCAGCAUUAACGGACGCAAUUCGAAUGGUGGUGAAAUUUACAAAAUUGGCACACAGCUAACAACCGUUAUGUGGGCUAGUGAAACAAACAUAUUGGUGGGCGUGCACGACACCUGUUACAGCAUAUGGUACUGUCCGGGCGAGGGAGCUGCCGAUCCAACAUUGAUUGCACUAACAACGGUCACUGUGGAUGCGACGGAAUUCGGAAAAAACAUCUCAUUGGAGUCGUUUGAGGAUGCCAUUGUCACCUUCCGUUGCGCUGGUGCACUGCUACCCGUCAAUGUGAAUAUCUAUUGUGAGAUUUUGCAUCGCACGCUGAUGGAGGGCCAGUGGCAGCAGGCCUUGAAAAUUUGUCGUCUAGCCCAGAACGGCAACCUCUGGGCUACUCUGGCAGCAAUCGCAACGCGCAAAAAUCAAUUACAGAUUAGCGAGGAGGCUUAUUCGGCGGCGCUGCAGAUCGACAAGGUCAGCUACUUGCAGCACAUCAAGGAAUUGUCCACCGCCAGCCCUGAGCAAAUGGCGGAAAAUUCGCUAAUGCUCGGACGUCUAGUCGAAGCAGAGACUAUUUUACUGCAUAACAAAAAAUACCCCGAAGCUGUUGCACUCUGCUUGCGCAUGCACAAUUGGCGUCGGGCCUUGGAGGUGGCGCAAAAGUACGAACCCGAAUUGUUGGAUAAGGUUUUGGAACAGAGGCGGAGGUAUUUGAAAGCAUUGCAGCGCGAUGAGUGGGACAAGGCAUUUUUACCUUUUCAAGCUGGUGAAAAUAACGACACAAGCGAAUAAAAUGCAAACAGUGUAAUAAACUUUUUAAUUGCU